AUGGCUGCUGACAUGCCCCAUAUCAAGCUCAACGACGGCACCACGAUUCCCGCACUGGGAUAUGGUAGCGGCACGAAGUGGUUCCGAGGCGGAAGCGAUGGUUUGAACCGCGACCUCAUCGAUGCGGCGAAGAGUGCGAUUCAAUUGGGAUUCCGCCAUCUCGACGGCGCGGAGAUGUACGGCACAGAAGCAGAAUUGGGCGCUGCUAUCAAGGAAAGUGAGGUACCGAGGGACCAACUCUUUGUGACUACAAAGGUUCAUGACAGCAUUGCGGACAUCCCAAGGGCAAUUGACGAAAGCUUGAAGAAACUGCAGUUGGACUAUGUUGACUUAUAUCUCAUUCAUGCUCCCUUUUUCGCAGACUCUGACGAACAGCUACAAAAAGCCUGGGCAGAAAUGGAAAAGGUCAAGGAAUCUGGCAAAGCACGAUCAAUUGGGGUGUCCAAUUUCCUCCAGAGCCACCUUGAAGCCAUCCUCAAGACCGGCAAGGUGGUGCCGGCCAUCAAUCAGAUUGAAUAUCAUCCAUACCUUCAGCACGGCGGAUUGCUUGAUUUCCACAAGUCCAAGGGUAUCGCAGUCGCUGCGUACGGACCGUUAACCCCGACAAUCAGGGCAAAGGGCGGACCGGUGGAUGGUACCGUCGAGGCGCUGGCCAAAAAAUACAGCACCACCGAAGGCAAUGUUCUGCUGCGAUGGGUGAUUGAUCAGGGCAUCGUCGCAGUGACAACCAGCUCGAAGGAAUCCCGCCUGGCAGGGUAUCUGGGCGCACUCAAAUUUAAACUCACGUCGGAGGAGAUUGAGGAAAUCAAGAAACAGGGCGCCGAAAAGCAUUAUCGAUCAUUCUGGACACGCAUCUACAUCCGGACUUCAAACCGCCGGCGAGUCGACGAGACAACAACUUCACCGGAGCCAUCUAGUUAA
This is a messenger RNA of Uncinocarpus reesii 1704, 921 nucleotides long. RefSeq lists its product as uncharacterized. Bases 1 to 921 code for a protein of 306 amino acids. Lineage: Eukaryota; Fungi; Ascomycota; Eurotiomycetes; Onygenales; Onygenaceae. The record is from RefSeq and is a predicted model, not a curated record. The transcript has 4 exons. Gene Ontology annotation, molecular function: oxidoreductase activity, acting on NAD(P)H as acceptor.